AUGGCUUUUUUCGCCAAGGACCCACGAACGAGUAUGAUGCUGGGUGGCGGCCAGAGGACCACCGGCGCGGAUGUCCGUGCGGAAAACGUUACCGCCGUCAUGUCCGUUGCCCACGUGCUAAAAUCGAGUUUAGGACCUGUAGGCCUCGACAAAAUGAUGGUUGACGAUAUUGGUGACAUGACAAUCACCAAUGAUGGCGCGACUAUCUUAUCACUCCUGGAAGUCGAUCACCCAGCCGGUCGGAUAUUGGUGGAACUCGCGCAACAGCAAGAUAAGGAAGUUGGCGAUGGAACCACCUCAGUCGUCAUUAUCGCCGCAGAGCUACUCAAGAGGGCAAACGACCUGAUCAAGAAUAAAAUCCAUCCUACCACCAUCAUCAACGGUUACCGUCUAGCCUGUAAAGAAGCUAUCAAGCACAUUCAAGACCAACUGGCUAUCAAGGUCGACACACUCGGAAAGGACUGUCUAAUCAACAUUGCCAAGACGAGUAUGUCCAGUAAGAUCAUUGGAUCCGAUGAUGACUUUUUUGCUCAGCUUGCAGUGGAUGCAAUGCUUUCCGUCAAGACCAUCAAUCCUCGCGGUGAACUGAAAUACCCAGUGAAGGCAGUCAACAUUCUCAAGGCGCAUGGUAAAAGUGCAUUGGAAUCAAUUUAUGUCAAAGGUUAUGCCUUGAACUGUACCGUCGCAAGUCAAGCUAUGAAGAAAGGUGUCUCGCCAGCCAAGAUUGCUCUGUUGGAUAUGAAUUUGCAAAAAACUCGAAUGCAUCUGGGUGUUCACAUUACCAUUGAUGAUCCUGAAGAAUUGGAACAGAUCCGACGCCGAGAGUCUGAAAUUACACUCGAGAAAGUUCGCAUGAUUCUCAAAUCUGGGGCUAACGUGAUCUUGACGACUGGCGGUAUCGAUGAUCUGUGCUUGAAAGAAUUUGUCGAAGCUGGAGCGAUGGCCGUGAGACGAUGUAAGAAGGAAGACUUGCGCAGGAUUGCUCGUUGCACGGGAGGGAACCUUGUCAGCUCGCUUGCCACACUGGAUGGAGAUGAAGCUUUUAACCCCUUGGAUUUGGGAGCUUGUGAGGAGGUUGUCCAAGAGAGAAUCAGCGACGACGAACUGAUCUUGAUCAAGGGGACAAAGCUCCAUAGCUCUGCUUCUAUCAUUCUCAGAGGCGCAAAUGAUUAUAUGCUUGAUGAGAUGGAGCGUUCUCUACAUGACUCGCUGUGCGUCAUCAAGAGGACGUUGGAGAGUGGUAAAGUGGUCCCCGGCGGCGGUGCAGUAGAAGCUGCUCUAAGCAUCUAUCUCGAAAACUUUGCCACGACAUUGGGAUCACGAGAACAGCUCGCGAUUGCGGAGUUUGCAGCAUCAAUGCUGGUAAUUCCCAAGACUCUCGCCACAAAUGCCGCCAAAGACUCGACCGACCUUGUUGCUAAGCUUCGAGCGUUCCACAACCUGUCGCAAACUUGCCCGACGGGAGACCCGAAAAAGCAGUUGAAGUACUUUGGUCUGAAUUUAUACGAAGGCAAAGUAGUUGACAAUGUGAAGUUAGGUGUCAUUGAGCCAAUGAUGAGCAAGAUUAGGAUGCUCAAAAGUGCUUUGGAGGCUUGUACUGCUCUUCUGAGAAUUGAUGACCGAAUCGUUGUUCCCAAGGAAGAAAGAGGUGGCGGCGAUCCUCACGAUGAUUGCUAG
Molecule: messenger RNA, 1677 nt
Organism: Puccinia triticina
Lineage: Eukaryota; Fungi; Basidiomycota; Pucciniomycetes; Pucciniales; Pucciniaceae
Exons: 10
Coding region: 1-1677 (558 amino acids)
Biological process (GO): protein folding
Cellular component (GO): chaperonin-containing T-complex
Molecular function (GO): ATP hydrolysis activity; ATP binding; ATP-dependent protein folding chaperone
Source: RefSeq, a predicted model, not a curated record